GUCGGUCGGGCACUGGGCUUUGAUGGCAGGUGCCUCCUCUCUCAAACACGGGUGUGACACACGAGGGUGAGGCGGCAGCCCUUGGGGACACGGCGGCGACAUCCACCAGCCCCUCGGGCAGCUCCCGGCCCCACAAUUUGGGCGAGGCUCUCCCAGCCCAGCGCCAGGCGGGCGCGGGUGCCCUCAGCAGGCCGCUCCGCGCACCGCCACCACCAGCAGCAGCAGCAGCAGGAGCAGUAGCAGCAGUACCAGCAGUAGCAGCAGCAUCAGCAUCAUCAGCCGCCGCCCCCCCGCCCUGCGCAGCGGCGGCAGGGGGCCGGCAGCCGGCGGAGCCUCCGGGCUCGGCCGGGCAGGGCCGGUGGGCGCCGUGGGAUGCGGGUGCCGACCGCAGCAUGCUGUGGGGGGUCGGGCUGGCGGCGCCCCGCUCCUGCGUGGCGGACCUGAGCCGCAACCGCAGCCUGUCCCUGGGCUGGUGCGCGGGGCCCGAGGAGCCGCCGCCCGCCCUCUAUGGGGGCGAGAUCGUCGCCUUCCCGCUGGCGGGCGCGGGGGCGGGCGGCACCAUGGCGGCGCUGGGCUCCGACUCGUGGUGGAAGAAGACGCUGUACCUGACCGGGGGCGCCCUGCUGGCCGCCGCCGCCUACCUGCUCCACGAGCUGCUGGCCAUACGGAAAGAGCAAGAGGUUGAUUCAAAAGAUGCUAUUAUACUGCAUCAGUUUUCAAGGCCUAACAAUGGUGUUCCAAGUCUAUCCCCUUUCUGUCUGAAAAUGGAAACUUACUUAAGGAUGGCUGAUUUACCCUACCAGAACUAUUUUGAUGGAAAACUUUCCCCUCAAGGAAAAAUGCCAUGGAUUGAAUACAAUCACAAAAAAGUAUCUGGCACUGAGUUCAUUAUUGACUUUUUGGAGGAGCAACUCGGAGUGAAUUUAAAUAAAAACCUUGGUCCACGUGAACGAGCUGUUUCCAGAGCAGUGACAAAAAUGGUGGAGGAGCACUUCUAUUGGACUCUAGCUUAUUGCCAGUGGGUGGAAAACCUUCAUGAGACGCAAAAGAUGAUUUCGGUGUACGGCCCCCUCAGUGACUUGCUGAAGUGGAUUCUCUGCCAUCUGACCAAAGGGAUCGUGAAGCGGGAGAUGUACGGCCACGGCAUCGGCCGCUUCUCGGAGGAGGAGAUGUACACGCUGAUGGAGAAGGACAUGCGGACUCUAGCGAGCCUCCUGGGCGACAAGAAGUACAUUAUGGGACCAAACCUUUCCACUGUUGAUGCCACCGUUUUUGGGCAUCUGGCACAGGCAAUGUGGACACUGCCAGGGACCAGACCAGAGAGGCUAAUCAAAGGUGAACUGAUUAACCUUGCUAUGUAUUGUGAAAGAAUAAGGAGGAAAUUCUGGCCAGAGUGGCACCAUGAUGAUGAUAACACUCUGUAUGAAUCCGAAGAAAGCAGUGAAGCAAGCAAGACUCACUCCCCUUUGCAGGACUUCAGUUUUUAUUCAAGGACAGAAACAUUUGAUGAGGAAGGGAACAGUAUUUCUCAUACCCCUGACACAGAUUACACUGGACACUCGCUCUUUGAUUCGGAUGUGGACAUGGAUGACUACAGAGAUCACGAACAAUGCAAAUGAUGUGUACAAACAUCUCCCGUUUUGCAGACAAGCUGUUUCUUGGGAUCAGUCUGAUUUAUUUUCUGCUCCAGGCUGGGAGGAGGUUUGUACCACCUCCAAGAGACCGUUGUGCUUGACUUGGUUGUCACAUGUUACCUGGACUGUCUCAACCUUAUUUCAUUUUGUGUAACUGUCCAGAUGGAACCAGGGUAAACAGAUACUUAAAACGCGCAUGGGCAAACUGGAGGUCCAGAGGGCAACGGGACUUUUCAAUCUACGUUUUUGCUCUCAUUGAAAAACAAAUCCCACAGCUGGGUGGGAGAAACAUCCAGGCGGCAAAGCACUUGUAAGAGCUGGUUUGUGUUGAUAUCUUUAUGGGAAUGGGUUGAGGACGAAAGUGCAAGAGGCGUUACUGGCACACUUUUCUCCUGUGGAAGAAAAUGAUUGAUGCUGUGUUGAUUCGGUGCAGUUUUGGAAGAAUUUUAUUUGAUAGCUACUUGCACGCUGGGUGCACGUGUUGUCACAGUGUCUGAGGUGAGAAUGAAUGCAUUGGGUUUGCCCACCUGUGUGAAGUUUAACAUCUACACCUGUGUUGCUUGGCCUUGACUGGUUGAUUUUAAGUGGAGAGAAAGCAUAUGGAAAUUACAGAUGGUUCUGGUCUUUGUAAACGUGUGUGUAAAAUCAAUUAUUUGCUUGCAAACGUUGGCGGUAGCCUGUUGAAAGUAGUUUAAUCAGGACUUUCUCAAUGAAUUACAGUUCCAUGAAUCAGGACCCUUCAGCAAAAAAAUGUCUGUUCUGGGAAUAGACAGUUUACACAUGCUUUAGGAUGCUAAUUGUUGAUAGUCUUAGUAGUCUGGAGCUUGAACUAGCUCCAGCUUUCAAAGGACAUGUUCCUUUCAUGGGCUGUGGAUUAUUUCCAUCAGAGGAAAAUGCUUGCUCUGGGGAACACCCAGCUAGCUGUGGCUCUGCAAGCGGAGGGACAGGUCUGCAGUCACUUCCCAUGUCUGUUCCGUGCCUGGGAGCUGCUGCAGUUUGGUCUGAGGUGUGCGUGAACUUGCAUCUGCUUCCUAAAUUCCUCACGCGUUUCCCUGGAGCCAUGCUCCAGUCUCUGUUUUCGUGGGCAAGCAGCAUUUGCCAAACGAACCCAAACUGAGGAGGAGGAUGGCGUCAUUCGAUGACUUGGGACCCUUCUCAGGAAACUAAGCACAGGAACAGGUCACAAGAAGAUAAGUCUUGGGCUUGAAAGCACAAGGGGUGGUGGUCUGAUAUGUCUGUGAAACUUCAUAGGUAAGUCAGGGCAGAUGCUACCUGCAAACAGUUAGGUACUGACAUUCUGGAUAACAGGCAUCUAUGUCAAGAAGCUCCUCUUUAAAAAAACACUCAUGUUGGAAAUUCUGAUAGAGAUGUUCUCAUUUAUUUUGCCGUGAAGUGAGCUUUGAAGCCGUGUGUUUGAAGGCUAUGCCUUCUCCGUCUUUUCAGCCUGAGGAGAAGGUGUUUCCAGGUAUGGAGCCCCUGCGGACAGCGAUGAGUCCCAGUGAUGAGUCGCCAUUAUUAAAACACCAGCCUGAGUUCAGCGGAUGGUCUCAUUGUUAUCAUUUCCCUGGGCUGACAGAUCUGCCAGUGGCAGCGAUGCUUGUGACUUCCCAAAACGCAAUCAGCCAGAAGCCAGUGGUGUAAUUUUACCCUUUGGUGUGUACACAGCUGGAGUUGGGUAUCACAUGGCUGUGCAUGGCAGCAGGCACAGGAACCGGCAUCGCCACCGUGGUGCAAAGCUGGUGUCACAUCACGGUCUUCGCCCGUGUCUGGAGGUCUUCCUGGGGGCUGGCCCAGAGCUUUGUUGCCAGAAUUGCUCCUGCUAUGGAUCCGGUGCUGCUGCAGAGCUGGGCAUCUCUCUCUCUGUAAUAUAGAUAUAUUAUAUCUAUAUGUACCUGUCUCAGUGUCAAAAGGAGCAGUGUGGUGAGAAAUACUCUGGGGAUUAAUCCUCCACAGGAGCUUGACUUCACUGUGGCAAGUGCAGUCAGGCACUGUGUUGCAGAAGGGUGAAACAAGAAGAAGGAUCUGAUGGGGCUGCGGAAGGGGGAGGAACUUCUUGUUGUCAGCUGAGAUUUUUUUCAGUGGUUUAAUCAGUUAGGUGAAUGUAUUCUGUAGCAUGUCACAUGCCUUCCAUUUCUUAGGAAGUACUCAGGUUAUUUUAAAGGAGAGGUUACUGAGUAAGUAGCUUUUUCCUCAUGACAGCUACUCCAGAUACUAUGUUUCAGUGUUUGGCCAUAUUUCAAAGUAGGGGUGAAAUUAGGAAACAGCAUCUCUUUAGGGAUUUGUAUGUAUAGUGUUUUGACAAGGUCUGAUAGGAAAUCCUUGGGUGUGUUUAUCCUGCCCAGAAGCAAAUACAGGCUUUUAGACCUCUUUAAAGGAUUUAAUCUAAGCCUUUUUCUUUUGGAAGCUGGUCAUGGCAAAAUGUUUCGGGGGGGUGGGGGGGGGAAUGUUUAAAAAAGAGCUUGCUUUAACAUCUAUGAAAAAGUGUCAGUUCAUUUUGGUUUGAAUGGGGAAGGCAUACAAGAGUUGUCUUCAACAUAAACAGAACAGAUUUCUUAAGCUUCCAAAAUUCUGCUAAAAGAGCAACGUUUCCUUAGGCCUGCAGCGUUGUUUUUUCCCCUUGAUCAUUUCUAUUUUUUGUCUCCAUGCUGAGGGGCUGUGCAGAACUACAAAUUGUCAGAGAGAAUCAUGGAAUCACAGAAUAUCCCGUGUUGGAAGGGACCCACAAGGAUGAUUGAAUCCAACUCCCUGCUCCACACAGGACCACCCAAAAACCAGACCAUGUGUCUGAGAGCACUGUGCAAACACUUCUUGAACUCUGGCAGGCUCAGUGCUGUGACCACUGCCCUGGGCAGCCUGUCCCAGUGCCCGACCACCCUCUGGGUGCAGAACCUUUCCCUAACACCCAGCCUGACCCUCCCCUGUCCCAGCUCCAUGCCGUUCCCUUGGGUUCUUUCUUUUUAUUUUUUUCCCCUCACUGUCCCCUGAUCAAAACUGCAAGCAUCCCGGAGGUCCUGGCCACGCUGCAGGGCAGGCAAGAAAUCAUGUGUCACCGUAGUGGUGAAACCUGGGACAGCCCCAUGAGGCUCGAUGGCCUUUUCAAGCUGGGGGUGAAGGAGGCCACGGCAUCGUGCCUGAGAUGAUGCUGGCCACACGGGGACUCCCUGCAGGGCAGGGAGUUGGAGAGCAUCACAGCCGCCGGCUCCAGACCUGGAAGAAGAGCUGGGGAGCAGCUCUUGCUGCUGCUGUGGGGCAGCUUGGUUCUGCCCCCUUGUUUUAUUUUAAACACUGCCAAAGGCCACCUAUUGCACUUCUUUCCGUACUGCUGCUCCAAGGCAAUGGUAAGUGGUCUUCUCAUUUGGCAAAUGGGAGGUUAAAGAACCCCCUGCGUUUCCAAUAUGGUUAAAUUUAAAACAGCCUGUUGUUUUUUUUUCUGCUGUGAAUUGAAGUGUUUGAUUGUGUAACGCUUUGUCGUGUCAGGAUGGAUUUGUCUGUCAGUACCGGCGUCGCUGGCUCUGUCAGCAGAGCUCACUGUUACUGAGUGGGGAAACAGAUGCUGGGAUGUAUAGGUCCUACAGAAAUCGUACAAAUGUGGUGCUUGAUUUAAAAACCAAACCGAACCUGAUGUUUCAGAUCUGGAGGACUGUUCCCAUCCAAUUAUAACACUGCAAGUCACACGUUUUGAUCUUUAGAACCUUGGCAGUGUCCCUCCAGAUCUGUAUUCUCUUUGAAAAAAUAUUGCCUGAAAUAUUUCUGCAGCAAUAGUUCAGGCACAAAUUUCCUUUUGUCAGUGAUGUCUGCUCAAGUAAUCAUGACAGCUUCAUACUGUUUUCAUUGAAAGGGUUGUAUCUGUCAGAUACCGAGCCGUACAAAAUAUUGCCUGCUGGAAAAGUGUGUUAUGUGCAGAUUUAUGCAGGGCAGCUCACAAGUGAAAUUUCUGUGGCAGGGGAUGAAUUCGAGUGGGUCUUGUCCUUAGAUGUUUGAAGAAGAAUUUGAAUCUGUUUUCUGACGGGUAGCUGCUUAGCCUAACCCCUCCAUCUCCAAAUACUACAAAAUUACGAAUUAGGCUUAUAAUCAAAAUAAAGGAAAUAACGCUCUGUGAGUGCAGAAUCAGGGCGGACAGCCCAGUAGCUGGCACAGGGGGGAUGGAGGCGCGUAGUGUAGGGGUGGGUCAUGGCCAUGCACGUUGGUGGCUGCUACCUGGAGGAACACCCAGGUAGCACAGUCUGAUCUUGUGUGGACCAGGAGGACUUGGAGGUACCCUUGGAUGACCGCAGUGGUUUUCAGCAGCUUAUUACUGCUCCCAGUCCGUGUGUGUGCUGUGCUGUGUUUCAGCUACUCGUUACUGUGAAGCGGGCAGCGGGGGGGACUCCUUUGAAGCUGCUGCUCAGGUGAGGCUGCCGGUGUGUUGCCGUCCCGUACCUGCACUGCAGUGUCAUCUGUGUCCUUGUGGCAAGGGACAGGGGUCCCUUCGGGUCCGAUUCCUGCACAGAACACUGCAGUAAAAGCAGCUUCCAGCUGACCAGCGAGGUGCAUGGGCUGGCGUGCCCAGUCGAGGGGAGACGUUCUCCGUCCCCCCGUACCGCCUGGGGCUCCUGCGGGAGGAUGGGGGGCGAGUGUUGAGUUUCAUACUAGUGACCCUACUGUUCACGGCUUUGCCUUAGCGGAGGGAAGUGCUAUAACACAGAUCAGCUCUGUCUCCGUGAUGCUCUCUUAGACGUCCAUCAGAGAGGGCUUCUCUUGCACGCCUUUGCUGUACGUGCCAAGGUGAAGAACUUCUCGGCAGAGAUUUUCACAGUUCCCUGAGGUGUUUGGAAAAGAAAUGGGAUGUCUGUGUGUACAGCAUGGGAAUCUUAAUCGAUAAAAUGGUCAGUGAGUCACUGCAGUGCUAAACUGUAAGUACCACAUCCUGUUUGUCCAACUUGCAAAUUUUUAAGGCCAGAGAUCAUUAUGGGCAUUGAGUCUGACUCAUGCAUACAAAGGACUGUAGGAUUUCCUCUAACGAUUUCCACAUUCAGCUCAACGAACUAAAGCAGCAAUAGAGCGUGUGCUUCCUAAAGGCAUUCAACUUCUGCAGAACCAAAUCCUGCCCCCUUGAAGUCACUGGCAGAAGUGCCGUUUGCUUCAGCAGGGCCAGAAAUUUCUGACCAAGCUUCCAAGAGACCCAGAAUUUCGCACUUCUCAUUAACGGGACUGUUCCCUAGAAUCAGACAGACAAGGUGUGACUUUUGUAUUUUUUUUAACUCUUUAAAAAUAAAAGAAAAAUCUUAUUAAGCUUCACUGGGCACGAGGUUUGCGUGUGUUCUUCCCUCUGUUUUUAGUUAGUUCUUGUGACUGAUCUUUCCUCGACUGUACAGGUUUUUAUUUUCCAGAAUACUUGAAGAAUACAGGUCCCGAAGUUUUAACUUACAGGGUGUGCAAUCCAGCAGGGUUAUAGCACGGGUGGAUGGGCAUGGGGGGAGGGUGAUACCCAGCUAUACGUGGUGUACAAGUUUUUCCUAACAAAAUGAAGUAUCACAUUGCUAAAUGAGGACUUUAAUGCUGUAGCUGCAUUAUGUUAUUUGUCUAUGUACUUAUAUGAGAGAUACAUUAUUUUAGCACUGUUAUUACUACUAGUUUAUAAAGCCAUAUUUAAAAUUGUACACUUAAUUGUAACAUAACUUUAAAUUGUGCACUGUGUUGAACCUUGUAUAUAUAUAUAUGAAAAUCUGUAUAUUUUGUCUUUAUGCCGUAUGUCAUUGGUGUGUAAAUUAUAAGUAAUGGAUCUAAAAUACC
Molecule: messenger RNA, 7406 nt
Organism: Cygnus olor (mute swan)
Lineage: Eukaryota; Metazoa; Chordata; Aves; Anseriformes; Anatidae
Gene: FAXC
Product: failed axon connections homolog, metaxin like GST domain containing
Exons: 6
Coding region: 393-1619 (408 amino acids)
Cellular component (GO): cytoplasm
Source: RefSeq, a predicted model, not a curated record